Messenger RNA from Aplysia californica (California sea hare), 2023 nucleotides. RefSeq lists its product as uncharacterized. Bases 238 to 924 code for a protein of 228 amino acids. The record is from RefSeq and is a predicted model, not a curated record. The transcript is spliced from 3 exons. Lineage: Eukaryota; Metazoa; Mollusca; Gastropoda; Aplysiida; Aplysiidae.
UAUUAACUGAAGCACGAAAGUAUACUACUUUUAUUACCAGCAAUUUGAUUGCAUGUCAAGGAAAAACAAACUGUUGUCUACGUUCAGCUCCUUAUCAAACGACAUCUUUAUCAACUUUGUAUUCGUCCACCUGAACACAAACAAGGUGUGCGUGAAAAUCUCAACACGGCGGAACAGGACCAAUAUAUUUUAUUUCUUGAGUAUUUGAUACCCAGUUUUUAGGGAACGUGAUUGAAAAUGCAGAGGCACAUUACAGACAGGGUGGAUUUCUCUAAGUUUGGAGUUCCUAGCUGGAGGAUAGAACAGAGAUAUGCGCCUGGAGUUUUGAUUGGCAACUGGUCAGAGGAGCGACUGGCGUUUCCAAAAGGCAAAUAUCAGCAUAACUCUACAAAUCGAGUCGACUUCAAAAACUAUGGCUCGGUUGAGCCAGACGUAUUGUUGCGUCGCAAAGCAAAGCUCGGCAGUGAGGGCAUCCCCGCGGACAUGCUGUUUCGCCACCAUGGCCGUGCUUAUGACAACAUGAUGAUCACUUUGUACGAUGAAAACUAUAACGGCAGAUGGAAGGAGAGGGACAUGCCCCAUCUGCGGUCCUGGGAUGGCCAAAAAUUGGGCUGGCUCCCUGAAAGAACUGAUCAUCCCCUCAGAGGGCCCCCCACCAACUUUGGACUGAAGGAACACGUUGAAGCCCAGCAGUUGGCCAGACAGCAAGAGAUGAACCGCCCGGACUUUGAGUCCACUUACUCAGGCUCCUACAAGGAUCAGCCUCUGGACUCGAUGCGCUUCACAAGAUAUGCCACCCCGAAACAUCUGUCCACCACCCUGCUGCCGUCCAACAAGUCGAACAAUGACCUUCACCUUCGUGGCAAGCCCAAUUUGAGACUGCCGGAGAUUAUGCCUGCGGAGCUUACACAAAUUUCUGUGUAGAAAUAAAUGUGUGUGCCUUAAAUCAUACAGGUUGGAACACCUGCUAUUGCUCAUACUGAAUGAAGUUUUUUGCAGCCAUAUAUGGUGAUGUAGAUGAAGCGGAGCUUGGGGUUUGAAAGAACAGUAGUUUUUGGCGGAAAGUUUCUUACAACAUAAGAUAUAUAGGCUCGCACAUUCACAGCAGAGACAUGGAAGCAAAAAUGAAUUUGUUUAGAAAUCAAAAGGUUGGAUUUUAACCUCGUAACCCCAUGUCUUGAAUCUAUGUAGAUGUAAAAGGGAAUACUUUUACUCGUAGUGGUGGAGUUUCAAAAAACAAAAGUGGUCUCUUAAACUGCUAACAUAAGGAGAGGCCCAUAAAGGAAAAUUUGUUCAAAAAGUGAAAAACGUAUGAUCAUUCUUUAAAAUGUUUACAAGUCGAAAGCAAUGUUUAUCUGAUCCUAGAACUAUUUUGCCCUUCAUGGAAGAACAGUUUAUCUCGUGUAUUAUGGUUUGUGAUGUCGAGAUUUGUUUGAUUAUUUUACUGGUCUGUGGUUCAAUUGUUCCAAUAUCAUAACUGAAAUAAUCUGUGAUAUCUCUGUACAGAUUUUAUGUGUCCGUAUUGUGUAAUAUUUUUCAUUGAAGAGAAUGUUUGCCAUUAGUCUCUCUUCUUUCAUUUGAAUCUCUUUCAGUUAGUUAAUGUCUAGAGGCGUCGUUUUGUUGUUUUCUUCAGAAUCAUCAAAGGAGACUUUAAAAGAAUUUCACUGGAUAUAUUGCAAUUCUUCUGACUCUGAUUCUAAAUUCAUUCGGUACGUAUAGGCGGUUUGGACAAUCUUUUUUUUUGUUUUGUUUUUUUGUUGUUGUUUUUUUUUAUCACGUAUGAAUUAAGGUAAUGCAUCUAGGGAAAAGCUUAAGCAAUCUGUAGUUGAUGCCUGAAGUGACCUUCAUGGUCAAUAGUCUGGAGAGUAGAUUUUCUUCCUGUUUCAUUGUGUUACAAAUCUUUUGAAACUCUGACUUACUUUUAAGAUUUGUUUUGUACAGAGUUAUAAUAAAAGGUUUCUGAGACUAAUCCAUAAUAUACGUGUUCAUGUUUGUACAAAUAAACGGUUUCCAGUAUUACCUA